AGCGCCUGCCGGGAGAAGAGGCAGCGCCGAGCGAUAGCGGAGGGAAAGGGGGCGCGGGCGGCGGGGUGUGGAUCCUCUGCAUGGACUUGCGCGCUGAGCGGGGGCGAGCGAGGCUUUCUCUGGCGGAGAGGCGGCGGCGAAGAUGGGCUCUGCGGACGUGCUCAGGGAAACCACGAGGCUGGCCUCCUCCAGCGCCCUUUUGCAGAUACUGUUCCGGCUAAUUACCUUUGGGUUAAAUGCUUUUACUGUACGAUAUGUAUCCAAGGAAAUCAUUGGCCUUGUAAAUGUAAGGCUGAUGCUGCUUUACUCAACAGUUGUUUUCUUGGCCAGAGAGGCUUUUCGCAGAGCUUGUCUGAGUGGAAGCACGAGGAGAAAUUGGACCAAAACAUUUAAUCUUUUGUGGCUAACAGUCCCCUUGAGUGUGUGUUGGUCUCUGUUCCUGGGCUGGGUAUGGCUAGAUAUGCUUGAAAUUCCUGAUGAAAAUGCUGUUCCUCACUACACCUUUGGAGUUGUUGCCUUUGGUCUUUCUGCUGUGGUUGAACUCCUAGGAGAACCUUUUUGGGUUUUAGCCCAAGUGCACUUAUUUGUAAGGCUAAAGGUUAUUGCUGAAAGUCUUUCAAUCAUUUGCAAAUGUUUUUUGACAGUUAUUCUAGUGGUUCUGUAUCCUCACUGGGGGCUUUACAUAUUUUCCUUGGCCCAGCUUUUAUAUACCAGCAUUCUGGUAUUGUGCUACCUAAUAUAUUUCGUGAAGUUUUUGGGUUCUCCUGAAGCAACCAAAAAAUCAUUCCCAGUUACUCAAGUUACAGCUGUUCUACCUAAUUUCAGAAAAGAAGAGGAAUUUGUUGACUGGAAUGAAGCUAGAUUGACUUGGAGUUUCUUUAAGCAGUCAUUCCUGAAACAAGUAUUAACAGAAGGUGAGAAAUACGUGAUGACUUUCAUGAAUGUGUUAAAUUUUGGAGACCAGGGUGUUUAUGAUAUAGUGAAUAACCUUGGAUCUCUGACAGCCAGAUUUAUAUUUUUGCCAAUAGAAGAAAGUUUUUAUGUCUACUUUGCUAAGGUUUUGGAACGAGGGAAGGAUAUCAAGUUGCAGAAACAGGAUGAGAUCUCCAUGGCAGCAGCUGUAUUAGAAUCACUAUUGAAAUUAGUGCUUCUGAUCGGCCUAACCAUCACAGUUUUUGGUUAUGCCUAUUCCCAGUUGGCACUGGAUCUUUAUGGUGGUUCAAUGCUCAGUUUGGGAUCAGGUCCAAGUCUCCUGCGUUGCUAUAGUUUAUAUGUCUUGCUGCUUGCUGUUAAUGGGGUAACAGAAUGUUUUGCAUUUGCUUCAAUGCAUAAAGAAGAGGUGGACAGGUACAACUUUGUCAUGCUUGCUUUGUCCUUUGUAUUUUUGUGCAUGUCAUAUUUCUUGACCUAUUGGCAAGGCAGCAUUGGAUUUAUCCUUGCAAACUGCUUCAACAUGGGCAUCCGAAUAGCACACAGCCUCCAUUACAUCUAUAGAUAUUUUGGAGAAAGCCCUUACAGACCGUUAAAGGGCCUACUUAUUUCACCAUUGCUGCUUGUUGUUUAUGUCGUUAGUGGAGUGAUCACCGGCGUUUCAGAGGGGUUCCUGUGUUGUGAUAAAGGAUGGAUGGCACGGUUAAUUCAUAUUGCUGUAGGAUUGCUGUGCUUUCUAGUAACUCUGGCAACUAUAUUUUUUACGGAGACCAAGCUGAUCGGUUUUGUAAAGACACACAUUUUGUCAAGAUAUUCCAAAGAAGGACUAAAAUGAUCAUGUGCAGGUUCACUUCUGGGUGCUUAUGUUUACUACAUUUAUUUUUAUGUGGAAUAUUAAUGUAUAGGAUAAAGAUGACUUUUAAUAUAAAUCUGAUUCUGUCAGUGAAACAUAUAUGUUGGCAACAAAGUGAUAUUAAGUUAAUUUAAAAUAACAGGCUUGAUUCAUACUAUAAAUGUACAUCAGGGCAAGCAACUUGGUAAAUAGAAGGUUGCAUUGUAAUUAUAGCAUACGUUGGCAGUUAGUACAUGAAUGUUGAUAUUUUACUAAUCAUCAGCACAAGCUAGUGGCUAGAGAGUAUUGUGCAUUCAGUCUCAAAUUGAAUUGCAAAUUAUUUUCGAGACGGAAGAUGUCCAUGACAUAAAACUGGCAGCCAUUAAAAUUUUUGCUCUCAAAUUUACCUCCAACCAAACAGAUUUAGAUAGGUAGCCUUCCAGAAUUUCUUAUAUGCAGGCAAAAUUGUGUGUUGAAUGAUAGUUCAUGUUUGAACUGUUGUGCUUUUCUCUCUUGCAUCUGAACUGUUCAAGCAAAUUCAAAAUUUGCUCUCAAAAAUUCGUACAUUCUAGACAUGGUUCUCUUCCCCCACUCCAAAAAGUACUUUUUGCAUCACAUACUACAAAUCAUAUUCCUAGAAGCAUCCUUGAAGAACAUCAGCUGAUUUGCCCCCAGAUAGCUUGAUUUGGCAGUCAUGCCUAAAAUGAAAGUAAGCAUUAGCUAAAUAAGUAAUAAUUUAAAAAUAACAUCUUCAUAUAUGGAUGCUAUAAAAUGUUUUAGUUUUAAUAGUGUACAAUAUUAUGAGUAUUUUAAUGGAGAUUUGUCUGUUUAUGGCAGGUUCAUUUUAAAAACAAUUAUAUUGGAAGAAUUUUGGAACAUAAGACUUUAAAAUCCUUACAAAUGAACAGGAGUAUCUGGAGAACUGGAAUGAACAAAGCUCUGAACACAGUGUUACCAAAAUAUAUCCAGACAGACUGAUUUAUUUGCAGUAAAGAUGAGAAGUAUUACAAACUUUUGUUUAACAUAAAUACCUAUUUUAGCUGAAGCAAAAAAAAAAAAAAAAAGAACUGAUUCUAGAAACUAUAUCUAGAAAAAUGGUUUCUUCCAAUUUGAGGUAUCAUAUUUGAAUUGCCCAACUUAGGUUAAAGCCCGGCUUUGUUAAAGUCCAUUGUAGUUUUGUCAUUGAUUUCGGUGCAUUAUUUUGUAUCCAGUGACGUCUGUGUAUUGAUUGUAUCCAAUGACAAGGAAACCUAAUAACUUGAAAUGAGUUAUGGAAGUCCAGCAGGGAUUUAAACGUCUUUUGCUGAAUAAUAACUGACAGGAGUUUCAAAAGCAAUUUUAAUCAUUGAUUCCUUUGCCCUCGUAAUAUACUAUUGUCCCUUCCAGAAGUCAGAAAUUAAUUAAUGCAAUGAGUUAAUGUAAUCUCCUUCUUUUAAGCUAAUCGCCGCUUGGGCUCUUAGUCGUUAUUUCUGGCUACUUGUCAAAGAAGCAUUGAUGGAAAAGAAUGAAGCACAACACUCUGCCCCCUUAAUUAAAGAGUACAAACCAUUAUGGUGGUGUCCUAAGCCUUCUCCUGUUCCUGGAAGAGCUCCUUUGGUCUGCGGAAGGGACCGUGGGGAGGAAAUUUUCACCAGUGUUUCUGCUGGCACCCCACACUGUUUCAGAGAGCCUCUGCUUUCGUUGCAGCCAUUCUUUGGGUGUUCAAGGGGCUGCAGUGCGGAGAUGGAAAUUGCCAUUCACCCUCCCCUCCUGAUGGGGAGCAUCCUGUUAAGAGGAUACCAUGGAGGCAGUUCUCCUAUUGAUGGACCAUUAGCUAGGACCCAGAUAAUGGGUUUGGUAUUCAAAAACUUAAUGGCACUAAUUAGUUAUUCAGUGCUAAAAAUGUACAAAUCUUGUGCAUGUACAAAACUGUGUAAGGGACAAAUUCAUCAACAUGCACAGAUCAGACUUGAAUAUUUUAAGAGUGUGUUUAUAGAAUAUAGAUACAGUGUGAUGAUAGUAAUAGUGCAGAGCAUAGUCCUUAACAAAUAUGAAUCACAAGACAAAUACCUAGUGUGGAGAGAUGUUAUCUUUGGCCCACCUCAACAUUUAUACCCAAACAGAUGAAUCUAAUAUGGAGUUUAAGUAUUAUAUGAGUUACAAGUCAAAGUUUAAAUCUCAUUUAGUCUCAAACGUACAUGUCAUCUUCCCUACAAAACUUUAUACCAUAACCAUGAUGUCAGACUCCUUAGUUGGUGUACAGGAGUCCAACAUGAGCUGCACUUUCAGUAUUAGUUUAACGAUUCCUCCCCCCAUAUAUAUGUAUGUAUGUAUGUAUUAAUGAAUGUAUGUAUGUAUAUAUCAGAAUAUGUUGAAUCAAGACUUUAAAAAGUGUAGUGAUAUUUUACAUUUUGAAAUACACUGUUACUGUUACUGUCUAAAUUGCAUCAUCAUCAAAAUCAAAAUAAGGAAAUCUGCCUUGGCUUUGUCCAUUGCUCUUUCACACUGAUUUGCUGUUGUACUGUCCUGUUGUAAUUAUGUAAUUCCUUAAAAUGAGAUUUUCACACACUAAUUCAUCGCUUGUUCCAUCAUCAGGUAGAACUUGAAUUUGCAAAGCAGCCAUCUCAAUACAGGACGUGUAAGGAAUCUCUUAAUAUGUUCUACCAUAACUCAGUGAAUGUACAUGUGUAUACGAGACAGCCAUAAUAGAAGCGCUCAGCUCGUCAGCAAAAGAAAAGUUGUACAAAAUCUGUAAAACCAAAAUGUAACUUGCAUUCUGUUUUCCACAUUGUCCUGGAAUGUUAAUUUGCUCAGAGAAGUAAUUUCUUAGCUUCAGCAAGUUUACAACAGAAAAGAUCAUCUUUGAAUAGCUAAUUGCAGUGCAAUCCUAUGUGAUUGGCAGUGCUAUCCUGCGCAUGUUUAUUCAGAAGUCAAUCUCUGUUAACUGCAUUUAGGAUUGCUGCUUUUGUAUCUUAUGUGAAGAAUAUGAUUUGGCUGUGCUGUAAAUAUUUCAAGCUGCAGAACUAGUCCAAUGCAAUUGAAAUAUUAUUGUGACCUGUGGAGCAUUUUAAAAAUGUACUAGAGCAAAAACCUAUCUAAUCAUUGUCACUUAUUGUUUGAGGUUUCUCACACUUCUUUUACCAUCUGCCAUGAUGCCAUGGGAUAUUCAUAUACAUUGUUACUGCUCAGGGAGAACCUGUCAGCUGUGGAGAGCUGAGAAACCGUGAUAGGGCUUGUUUGCUUGCUUUUGGCUGGAAGAUCAUGGCGACAGGGAGUCCUUUAUGUUGUAGACAGACAGUUUUGACAGGUAUGCUGGAUAAGCAGGGAGGGCUGAAGUUCUAAAUGGGGGAACAACAAAAGUUUAUAGCAAGGCUGAAGGAAUAGGGCAGAACAGGCGGUUGGUUGGGAGACAGAUGUAGGUGAAACAAAGAUGAAGGACAACGUCGCUCAGGAUGCAGAUAGAAAGGCGGUUGUGAGCCGCAUUGCCUCCCUCUGAUCAACACAGGCCUCGGGCUGCUUCUUUUCAUGACACUCUUUAUUGUUUAUCUAGUCUAGUCCCUGAGCAUGCACAAAGCAGUCUGUUGACUCCUUUAUGAGCCAUUCCGUGUCUCCACCCCGGGGGAUACCCUGUGGAAACAGGUCCACCUCUGCUUCUCCUAUUGGUUGUCCCUCUGAUGAUGACAGCAAGCGAUUGGGCCUGCCUCUCCAGGGGGUGGGAGCUCUCCAUUAGGGGGACUUCCCAUUUCAGUGUCGCCUCCCUCUGGCUCUGAUUCCUCAGCAUGGUUCCCCCCAGGGCUGGGCUGCUUGAUCUUCCCACCUGCCCUCUCCCCUCCCUUUGGGUCUCAUACCUUGAACCACACCUGGCGUCAGGGCCAUUUCUAAAACAGUCUCAUCCUCAACAUUGGAAUCCGAAUCAUCAGCACAACCAGCAGCGGAAGCCUCCACUGAGUGUGCCUGAAGUUUGACAGGAUGUGCGCACCGACAAAGGCAUGUGUGCCAUUGGGAGGAUGGCAGCGAUCCGGUACGGGAGCUUUGGAAGUUGGAGAGCUGCAGGUGGAGAGAGGCUGGAGGAAGUGGCCUGACUUUCACUUAACUAGACCUAUCUGUAAAAGAGAAGAUUCAUCAGAGUAUUUUCUCUGUGCCAUGUACAUAAAAUUACAUUUGGGCCUAACAUUAAAUUUGGGGUGUUCUUAAUCAAAUCUCAAUAAUAGG
This is a messenger RNA of Varanus komodoensis (Komodo dragon), 5953 nucleotides long. It is a transcript of the gene RFT1, whose product is annotated as RFT1 homolog. The record is from RefSeq and is a predicted model, not a curated record. Gene Ontology annotation, biological process: glycolipid translocation; dolichol-linked oligosaccharide biosynthetic process. The transcript has 13 exons. Gene Ontology annotation, cellular component: endoplasmic reticulum membrane. The coding region runs from base 143 to 1765 and encodes 540 amino acids. NCBI's taxonomy places the organism in Eukaryota, Metazoa, Chordata, Lepidosauria, Squamata, Varanidae.